AUGCAUUUCAUCGAGAAAAAAGACUCUAGGCGCAAAAAACACAACAAAAGAGUAACACUCUCAAAGGGAAUGUUCUGUCGCUCGCAAAUCAUCUUUACUGCCGACAAUGAAGAAGACGAGCACGAAGAGUUUGAAGACUGGGAAGAAGAAAUGGCCAGUGAUGCCGAAGAUUCUGAACAUUUAGACGGUUCUCACAUUUCACAAGAAACUACCAGCUCACCUUCUACCAUUUCUCCGGGCGUCGCAAAACAGAAUCAACGACAGAUUGCAGAGUCAUCAGAACAGCAGGCUCCUGAGCAAAUCUCUCCUGAUAAUUAUCCAAAGUUGUCUCCUUCUGGUCAACCAUUGUCUCCAUCAAGUCCGGCACAGGGUGACGAGUGGCAAGGAGCAGCAGGUACCCUCAGACGUCUGUUCUCGCGCGGAAAGAAGGACAAGCCAGAACUCGUCACAAAAUCGUCCAACGGCAGUUUGACCGUACCUAGUCAUGGCGAUGAUUCUAGUUUAGGAUCCAAUGUGUCGAUUGAAUCGACAGUCUCCUCAGAAGGCUCCGCUCAUGAUCCUACCCCCCUCAUCUUUUCUGCAAAUCGGUCCAACACUCAGCUUACUGUCCUCCGCGUAUUUGCAGGAAACAUCAAUGUCAGUGCCACAUUCAACACCGUUCUUGUAGACGAACACACGAAUGCAGACCAAUUACUAAAGAAAGCUAUGGAGAGAUUUCACAUCACCCAAAUUGAGGGCAAGGCUGCAAGUGGAAUAGAGUAUUAUCUGACUGUGAAAGCCAUGGAUGGAGAUGAAAUCACCCUGGCCCCAUUGGAUAAACCACUGGCUAUUUUCAAGUCUUUGACCACUCAUCUCACGACACCUAUGCCCUCCUUGACUCACAUCAAACAGCUAUCUCAACACCUGUCGACUGUUGAAGUCACCCGAGUGGGUGUCUCAAAAGCACGACAGAGAGCAAAGGCUCGAUUUGGAGAAGACUCAGUGAUUCGAUUCUAUUUGCACAAACGUAUCAGACGUAUAAAUGAGCGUGAUGGUCUGGUAUAUGUAAAACUAUCCUAUUAUGCCAAUAUUCCGAUAGACGAGAAAAAAGACACCAGCCUGCGCUCUCCAUUCUCCACAAAGUCUUUACGACUAAAAUCAACACCAAAGCCGCCUAAGACUGUCUCACGAAGUGAACGCAUUGACAAACUGGUGGCUAUCUCCGCCAAUAUUACAAUCGCAGACCUAACGCUCAUUGCACUUGACAAGUUUCACAUCGUUCACGGCGAUAAAGACAUUACUCCCAAAAAGAACGAGGCUCCGGAUAGAUACCGAAUGACCCUAUCAAUCAAUGAAAAUGAGAAAUCACUUAGAUCUUCAAGUAGACUAUCGGAAAUAUUGAUAGACUCUAGACUUAUACCAAAGGGAACAGUCGAGAAGCGAUUUGUCCUGCGAAAAGUAAAGGAGAGUGUUAAUUCUUCACGCCAAAUUAACCAAGUACGCCCUGUCACAAACCAAGAUCUCAACCUUUCUGGACCGCCGCUCUCACUUCAAACUAGUCGCUCACUUGUAGCAGGUUCAAUGUUAGAUUCAAGCACAGAAAGCGUCUUGAAACGUCUUGAUGCCGCUUUGCUUUCUAUGGAGGCUGAGAGACAGAGAAAACCACUGUCAAAGAACGAAGGAAGUUCUGGAGUGGCUGGGGGACCCAGAGUCCAAGACAGUGAAGUACAGAGAACGCGAAAUUUGUUGCACCAGGCAGCAAUGUUAGAAAAGGAGAGAGGCGGCAAUAACCCGAUUAAUGGACCAACCCUUGCAUCUUUGCCAAGUGCCGAUGUAUUUGAUACUAAUAAAAACCAGCCAACCAGUCUGUCUAGUUUGGAUGAUCUUGAAAAGGAACUCCAGCGUAUCAUUGCCGCCCAUGCGUUCUAA
Phycomyces blakesleeanus NRRL 1555(-) is the source of this 1908-nucleotide messenger RNA. RefSeq lists its product as hypothetical. Gene Ontology annotation, biological process: signal transduction. The coding region runs from base 1 to 1908 and encodes 635 amino acids. NCBI's taxonomy places the organism in Eukaryota, Fungi, Mucoromycota, Mucoromycetes, Mucorales, Phycomycetaceae. The transcript has 6 exons. The record is from RefSeq and is a predicted model, not a curated record.